This is a messenger RNA of Botrytis porri, 729 nucleotides long. RefSeq lists its product as uncharacterized. The coding region runs from base 1 to 729 and encodes 242 amino acids. The record is from RefSeq and is a predicted model, not a curated record. NCBI's taxonomy places the organism in Eukaryota, Fungi, Ascomycota, Leotiomycetes, Helotiales, Sclerotiniaceae. The transcript has a single exon.
AUGGUGCGACUUUUUGACCUUUCAAAGUCGCAAGACAUCGAUGAGAUCUCAGACCACACAGCACAGAGCCCAGACGUUUUUUCGAGCGAUGAAGAAUCAAAUCAACCGAGUGGAACAGCUUCUAAGAGAGGCAUUUCAGGCAUGAAAGCCGCAAUAUCUAAUGCGACAAAGCGUUUUCAUCAUGGAAUUUGGAUUGAGCCACCAGUCAAAGAGUGUGACUUAGAUUGGAGACCUACUGAUGAGCAAUUGUUAUUUGCGAAUGAGAUCGGUUGGGGAGAAAGUGCAGUCUCGCAAAGUGUUGAGAAAAAGAUGUGGAGGCUUCUUCCGAAGGAAGUUAGGGAAACGGAGAAUACAGAGGUGAAAAAGAAAACUACUAUGAGAAAGCGAAAGGCAAUGAGUAUACCUGCGCCUGAUUCAACGGAGGAGACGCCUGAGAGUACAGGUAGACGAAGUCAGCGAGUACGCAAAAAGGUCACAACAUACAAUGACAUGAGCUUGGCUAGGAUAGCUGUAUCUUUCCCAAACGAGUAUCAAAGUGAUAGUGGUGCUCCAGAGGACACGGCUCGGCAACAAAAAUCGGCAUCGAAACAGCCUCAGAUAGCUAUGGAAGAUCAAGUCAGUUCACUUGUUAGAUCAGAGGCCGAGUCGUCCGGCAGGGAGCCUGAGAUUAUUGGAAGACGAAGUCGAAGAGCACGCCGAUGGCCAAAACUUAUAAUACCAAGAUUCUGA